AUGUGCAAAAGCGAGUUUCAGCCCAGCCUCCGAUUUAUCAGCAUCCUGUUAGUGCUGAUCCUCAUACUCGAAGUGAAAGGAGUAAAAUAUGAGUUCUUGAUCGAAGAUGAGAAAAUAUUCACUUCGUGCCCAAACCAAUCACCUGGGGUAUUUGGUUCGGAUGGACUGUUCGAUUUUUCAGAGUUCAAGGCGACCAUUAAUUAUGAUGUUAUAACCAUUGGAGGAAACAUUACUUCGAAAUGGGUCAUGGAUCCGACGGACCUGGUCUCGUUCCAAAUCGCAUUGUUCCAAUAUGAUCGUGGUAAUUGGCUGCCCACCAUAUACAUCAUCACCGUCAAGGACUUCUGCAAGGUCAUGUACGACAAGAACUAUUACUGGUACACCUAUUGGACAAAAUACGUGAUCAAUAAGAAGGAUGUGGAAAGCCGUUGCUUCAUGCUGGGUACAAAGCUACUUAUGGAGGAAUAUAAAUUGCAUCUGGUGUUGAACAUUGGCAGCGCCGUUUUUUCUGGACUUUAUAAAGCCAUAUACACGAUCGAGGCAUACAGUGCGUUGGGUGUUAGGCGACCAACCAGUUUCUGUUUCGAGGUCAGAGGAGAAUUCAAAAAGGUUAAAUAA
Messenger RNA from Drosophila persimilis, 618 nucleotides. RefSeq lists its product as uncharacterized. The coding region runs from base 1 to 618 and encodes 205 amino acids. The transcript is spliced from 3 exons. The record is from RefSeq and is a predicted model, not a curated record. Lineage: Eukaryota; Metazoa; Arthropoda; Insecta; Diptera; Drosophilidae.